Molecule: messenger RNA, 1196 nt
Organism: Scatophagus argus
Lineage: Eukaryota; Metazoa; Chordata; Actinopteri; Scatophagidae
Product: histone H1-like
Exons: 3
Coding region: 145-1131 (328 amino acids)
Biological process (GO): nucleosome assembly
Cellular component (GO): nucleosome
Molecular function (GO): DNA binding
Source: RefSeq, a predicted model, not a curated record
GCUUCCAAGUUCUGGACCUGCAGUUACAGGACAACUAAAGAGCUGUUAUUUUUCAAAAAGAAUCAUAGCUUAUGUGUCUUUCCAAAAAUCAACCAGGCAGUUUUCAGAUUUCUCUCUGAAAUAUGAAAUAGGCUAACAGUAAAUAUGCGGAGGAAAGCCAGAGUCAAAAAAGCCUCAUCCGAGCCUGUACAGGAAAAAGCUAACAGCAAUGUUAAUGCAAUAGAAAACACACAUUUGGGUGUGAUAAAACAAACAGGGAGACCUACUAAAACUCCCGCUGGAAAAGGCCUCGGAAAAGCAGGCGCCAAACGUUUGGGCCGACUUCUAAAACGAGCUGUCCAUGUCCAGGAGUCCUCAGCAAAGGGAAAAGUUCCUCUCCCAAAGACUCCUGUUCGCCUUUUCAAGCAUCAGAUUGAAACUGAAGUUGAGAAUGCACCCAAGACAAACUCUGCAAAGCCAGCCUCACCUAAGGUCUCCCAGCUCAUCCUCAGUGUGGUUUCUCAGUGCAAACACCGAGGUGGCAUGUCUAUGGCAGACUUAAAGAAGAUGCUGGCUGCUGGAGGCUAUGACAUCACCAAGAACAACAGGCAGGUUGAGGUGGUGACCAAAACGCUGCUUAACAGUGAGACACUUGUCCGAACAACAAAAAAUGCAUCAUUCAUGCUCAGCAGUAAGAAGCAUACAGACACAAAACAAGUAAAGGCAAGCAGUGUGAAAUCUCCAAAACCAAAAGCUGAGCUGAAGCAGAGCAAAACAGCCAGGAAAUCCACCAAAGGAACAGAAAAAUCACAGAGACAAGCCAGAAGGACUCUCAAACCAAAGCGAGAAUUACACAAACCAAAAGGCAAGACUCGUAAACCAGCAGCCAAAUCAUAUAAACCAAGAUGGAAGACAUCCAAAUUAGGAAGAACAUCGCCCAAGCCUGUAAGGAAGCAACGCAGAUAUGCCAAAAAACAAGCUACACGGGUUCGAAAGGCACCAAGGAAGGCACGAAGGGUUGAGAGCCGUCGACCAAAGCAAAACCGACAUCAGUAUAAACAUUCCCCUACAGCCACUAGGAGGCUUAGGAAAACAAGACCAAGAUUCAAAACACGGCUGCAUCAGAGAAGGAGAAGAGCUUACUACUAUUAGGAUUAGCUUUUAGAGUGAUGCAUGGUGAGCAGUAAUAAACUCAAACCUCUCUAGCAAUUUGAAAA